Molecule: messenger RNA, 1123 nt
Organism: Bipolaris sorokiniana ND90Pr
Lineage: Eukaryota; Fungi; Ascomycota; Dothideomycetes; Pleosporales; Pleosporaceae
Exons: 1
Coding region: 126-704 (192 amino acids)
Source: RefSeq, a predicted model, not a curated record
CCUGGAAAGCGAGCAAACAUGUGCACCGGGCUUCUCCGAUCAGCCAUGGAUGCGAUGCCCACAUUUCUUGAGAGGCACAAGUGAGAAGGCCCGAGUUGUGGUUUCGGUCCGAUGGGCAACAAAACAUGAAAUGUCGUUUUUUUUUCUCUUCCUUUCUCCCGUUUAUCCCAACCGGGCUAGGAACGUUUGGCGAUUCAUCUCGGUGUUUUUUUAGGGGUGAGGGGCGGGUUUCUUUUCCGGAGGGAGAGUUUUUGUCAGCCAGAAAAGGGAUAGCCGUAAGGCACCAUAACGCGCGUUAUAUUCCCCCAAUUGUAUUAUUUUGUUUCCCUCCAAUGGCUUGUCCCUUUUUCUUUUCUUUCUUUACAAUUUCAAUAGUGCAAUCUCUCCUCUCUCUCUCUUUCUGGGAAAAUAGAAAGAUCGAUAUGCGGUCCGUGGCAUUAAUUAGCCACAACCAUUACUUACUUACACAAAGCCAUUACGGAUAUUGUAAUUUGUCUUAUGUCAUGUAUUUGCCUCAUGCGAUCAACGGUCAGAGUAUCGUGACAUGUUUAUGCGUUUCAACGUGUGUCUGUGUGCGCGUGUGUGCCAAGGAUGGCGAAGAGAUGCUCGGCAUGCGAUCGACUUUGCGACUCAUGUUGGAAGGGCAUCGAAUCGGACCCUCGCCCCCCUCCCCACCUUGUUUGAUCAUCGAGCUGAACGCUUGAAAAGUAGAGACUGCCUUGCAACAGAUGCGUCAAGCGUUUGAGCAGCCCUGGGCAGGACAGACGCAAUGUAUACUAUAUGUGUGCAAUAGCCGGCAGAUACGAGGCUGGUCGUGACGCUCUAGUAUGCAUUUGGGACAAACCGGUCUUGGGCUCAAGCGUCAUCCGCAAUGCACAUGCAUACUAUGUACCUGUGUAAGUACAGGGUAUGGGAGUUUGGGCUUGAGCAUGGGGGUUGGGGGGGAGGAGGUUUGGUAAAACCGGACCAUACAAAAUGUGUCCCAAGCUGCUAAAGUUACGUACGUAACAGAACCCCGUUGACUUUCCCGCCGGGUAUAUGUGAAAAAAUUACUCAAAGAUAAGCAAAAUAACAAAGAUUGUGCUGGAAAGAGAUAGAAAUACAGGUAUUGAUGGAAAGUAAA